Penicillium soppii is the source of this 3177-nucleotide messenger RNA. RefSeq lists its product as uncharacterized. NCBI's taxonomy places the organism in Eukaryota, Fungi, Ascomycota, Eurotiomycetes, Eurotiales, Aspergillaceae. The record is from RefSeq and is a predicted model, not a curated record. The coding region runs from base 1 to 3177 and encodes 1058 amino acids. Gene Ontology annotation, molecular function: ADP binding; protein binding. The transcript has 3 exons.
AUGGCAGAAGUGAUUGGCAUAAUUAACGGAAUUAUUGCCCUCGUCGAGACUUCGAUCAAAAUCUACGACAGCGCUCGGAAGGACAUCAAAUUAUCCAAGAAUUUUAAAGCUGUUCGAUACCGUCUUCCGAUCAUUUUGGAUACCCUCGCAGUGUGCAAAAGCAGCCUUGAACCGAGAAAAGCCUCAAUCCCCGAAGACGUGUGUGAAGCCCUGGAGAAGACUCUUGAGGGUUGUGAGGCAAAAGCCUCGAAUCUAAGAGGGAUAUUUGAGAAGAUUAUACCCGGUGAAAGCGACACAUGGAGGAACCGUUAUUCAAAAGUCCUUAGCAGAUACGGUAAAGGAAACAAAGUCGAAGAGCUUAUGCUUGGUCUCGCUGAAGAAGUUCAACUCAUUGUCAACCACGAUGCGGUGAGCUCUGCCAGCCAGAAGCAAAAUUUUGAGCUUGAUGAUAUCAUUCGAGAAAUGAAGUCUGUCAUCUCCUCGGGAAAAGAUGAAGACAAAGUUACCAUGAAUUUCAAUACCGGGGGCGGGGCACAGGCAAACUACAUAAAUCCCGGUCGUGGACAGCAAAUCAACAAUAGUGGAUCUGUUGGAACGCUAAACAUCAAUUCUGUUUUUCAGAAGCAGAAAGAAGAUUUUAGUUUUUGCGGACCCGUUGGUCUCCAAAUUGGCCAAGCACCAUAUAUCGCUCCAGGACUUUUCGUUGGUCGUGGCUCCGAGCUUGAGCAAAUCAGAGAGCUUUUGCAACCCGCCCUAGGUGCUCACAAGCAACAGCGUCUUGUUCUUGGAGGAAAGGGUGGUAUCGGCAAAACCCAGCUUGCUAUUGCUUAUGCAGAGUCGCGAUCUGAAUCAUAUACCUCGGUGUUUUGGUUGAAUGCAUCGUCCGAAGCUGCACUCCAAAAAAGUUUCCUGUCAAUCGCCCGCCUCAUUUUUGAUAUCCAGGAUCCCCUGCUUUUGGAGAACAAGGAUGUCAUCGUGCGUGUACAACGCUGGUUAUCAGAUCCCCUAAAUACUGGAUGGUUGUUGAUAUUCGAUAACUAUGACGACCCGAACCUGUUUGACAUUAACGUCUACUAUCCACCUGCAUCUCAAGGGUCUAUUUUAGUCACCACCCGGUGCCAAGAUCAGAUUGAAGGAACUAUUAUGCAUGUAAAACCUCUUCAGAAUACCAGAGAUGGCCUAACCAUUUUACAAACCCGAUCGGAAAGAGACAAUGUUCAGUCAGAUGUCUACGCAACAAGGCUCGCAGAGCGACUUGCUGGUCUCCCGCUUGCUUUAGCAACUGCUGGGACAUAUCUUAAGCAUAGUACUUUUUCAUUUGAACGCUACCUAUGUGAAUACGAGAAACGCUGGGAUAUCGGCCCCACUCAACUGCAAGAGUAUCGUGAACGUACACUUUACACCACCUGGGAUCUGUCAUACUCUCGCCUAAAAGCCCACUACGCAGACGCGGCAGAACUACUCAGAUUAUUGGCCUACUUCGACAACCAGAAUCUUUGGUAUGAGCUUUUUCACGACGGAAUUACCGAAGCAUGGCCUACGUGGCUUCAUAAAUUGCGAUCCUGCUUUGGUGAAAAGAAGCCUCGGUUUAAGCGUUUCCACAGCAGAAUCAUCGAAGGAUCCCCUAAGUGGCUUUCUCAGUUGCUCAAGGACGACGUAUCAUUCCAGAGAGUCAUGAGGACCUUGACCGAGUAUUACUUCCUCGAAGUCCACCCAGCAUCAACAUCAUGGAGUAUGCAUAAUUGUGUGCAUGACUGGACACUAGCUACACUCAAUGAGGAAAUUGACCUUAGCUACUACUGGUAUGCUUUUGAUUGCAUCGAUGCGAGUAUCAGUGGGGUUGAUAUAGAAUCGUUUGGUCGCAUUGCCUUUUCGCGCUCAGCUGGUCAUGCAACACGACUAGUGCAACAGCGGUUCCUCGAAUCUAACAUGAUUUCCAAUGGAACGUUUGAUCAGCUGCGUAAGACAACACGUAUUGCAAACUUGCUUCAAGAUCAGAUCCAACUUGCCGCUGCCGAGCAGAUGUACACGCGGGCGCUCACAGGGUACGAGAAAGCGCUUGGACCAGAACACACUUCAACCCUUCUCGUUGUUAACAAUCUCGGGAAUCUAUAUAGUCACCAAGGCAUACUAGAUCAAGCCGAGCGUAUGUACACGCGGGCGCUGGCAGGGUACGAGAAAGCGCUCGGACCCCAACACACUUCGACGCUUGACGCCGUUGGCAACCUCGGGAUUCUAUAUAGUAAACAAGACAAGCUAGAGCAGGCCGAGCAAAUGUACGCGCGGGCGCUCGCUGGGUACGAGAAAGCGCUCGGAACGGAACACACUUUAACCCUACGCACUGUCAACAAUCUCGGGACUCUAUAUAGCCAACAAGGCAAGCUAGAGCAUGCUGAGCAGAUGUACGCGCGGGCGAUCGGUGGGUAUGAGAAAGCGCUUGGACCGGAACACACCUCAACUGUUCUCGUUGUUAAUAAUCUCGGGAAUCUAUAUAGCCAACAAUGCAAGCUAGAGCAGGCCGAGAAAAUGUACACGCGGGCGCUCGCAGGGUACGAGAAAGCGCUCGGACCGGAACACAUCUCAACCCUACGCACUAUCAACGAUCUUGGAACUCUAUAUAGCCAACAAGGCAGGCUAGAACAGACCGAGCAGAUGUACGCGCGGGCGCUCGCUGGGUAUGAGAAAGCGCUUGGACCGGAACACAUUUCAACCCUACGCACUGUUAACGAUCUUGGGACUCUAUAUAGACAACAAGGCAGGCUAGAGCAGGCCGAGCAGAUGUACGCGCGGGUGCUCGGUGGGUACGAGAAAGCAUUAGGGCCGGAAAACCCUUUAACGCUUGACGCUAUUCACUCUUUCGGGUAUCUCUAUAGCCACCAAAAUAAGCUAGAGGACUCCGAGCGGAUGUACAUGCGGGCGCUCGCAGGGUACGAGAAAGCGCUUGGAUCGGAACACACUUCAACCCUUCUCGCUGUCAACAAUCUCGGGUAUCUGUAUAGCCAACAAGGCAAGCUAGAGCAGGCCGAGCAAAUGUACACACGGGCGCUCGCAGGAUACGAGAAAGCACUUGGACUGAAACAUACUUCAACCCUACGCACUGUCUACAAUCUCGGGAAUCUGUAUAGCCAACAAGGCAAGCUAGAGCAAGCCGAGCAGAUGUUUGUGCUUGUCCGCUAG